Molecule: messenger RNA, 441 nt
Organism: Cylicostephanus goldi
Lineage: Eukaryota; Metazoa; Nematoda; Chromadorea; Rhabditida; Strongylidae
Source: the annotation of a GenBank genome assembly
AUGCGUGGGACCAAAAUUUCUCAUUGUCCGCUUGACCCGCAGGAGAUGUUCAUUCACAGAUUUCGGCGUCACAAACGACCAUCGUUGCCUCCCAGUUCCUCGGCAUCUAUUCCUGGAACGUCUACUAGACCGACCUUCUCGAAGCCGGGUCUGGAGAAACAAUUUGCGUUCAAUUCGUCGGUGUCACCUGUGUUGACCCCGACGCUGGAUCUGCUCAAGGAGGAAGAAACCAAGGAUAGCCUCAGAAAAGCCAUCACCCUACUGACGCAGCGAAACGAGCAGUUGGUGGUAGCUGAUACCGAUCCCGAGGUUUUCGACUUCUGCGAGAAGCAGAGCAAGGCGGACGCAAUGCAACUGACUAACCCAAUACUCGCGGCGUUCAUUAGGGAGAAGAAGAAGAAAGAAGAAAAGAAGCCGGUGGUGGCUCGAGGAUCGGUGUGG